AUGGAGUCUCAGCAGCUGCAGCUGGCCGCCCUCUGCCUGCUGGGGGUGCUGGGGUUCCAGGUGAGACUUACAGACUCCAAUUCCCAGUGCCAGGGCCAGGUGGAAGUCAUCUUUGAAGGCAAAUGGCACACCGUGGACAGCCGGAGCUGGGGCCAGAGCCCAGGCCGCUGGGAGGACCUCAAGCAGGCCUCCAAGCUCUGCCAGAACCUGAACUGCAGGGACGCCUUGGUACUCGCCCACAUUCCUUACUUCAAAAGCCCCCAGACACAGAUCACCUGCUACGGACAACUGGGGUCCUUCUCCAGCUGCAACUCCAGCAAGGAAAACCAGAGGGAACCGCUGGGCCUGAUCUGCUUAGAACCACCGAAGACGACCCCUCCUCCCACAAGGCCACCACCCAUAACCACUCCAGAGCCCACAGCUCCUCCCAGGCUGCAACUGGUGCCAGGGACAGAGGGCCUGCGGUGCGCUGGUGUGGUAGAAUUCUACAGUGGCAUCCUGGGUGGCACCGUCAGCUAUGAGGAACAGGACUGGACCAAGGACCUGGGGGACCGCAUCUGUGAGGCCCUCCAGUGUGGCUCCUUCCUGAAGCACCUGUCAGAGGCCGAGGCAGCCAGGACACAAGCCCCAGGGGAGAGCAGGCCCUUGCCAAUCCAAUGGAAGAUCCAGAAUGCGAGCUGUGCCUCCCUGGGGCAGUGCUUCCGAAGAGUCCAGCCCUGGGAGAGUGGCCAACCUCUCGCCCUCAUCUGUUCUGGUUUCCAGCCCAAGGUGCAGAGCCGCCUGGUGGGGGGCGGCAGCGUGUGUGCAGGCUCCGUGGAAGUGCGCCAGGGCGGGCGGUGGGAAGCCCUGUGCUACACCCCCCCGGCCAAGGGCCCCUCACGGUGGGAGGAGGUGUGCCAGGAGCAGCAGUGCGGCGACGUCAACUCCUACCAGGUGCUGGAUGCCGGCGAGAAGACCUCCCGGGGGCUCUUCUGCCUCCAGGAGAAGCUGUCCCAGUGCCACCAGCUUCAGGAGAAAAGAACCCACUGCAAGAGGGUGUUUGUCACAUGCCAGGAUCCGAACCCGAAGGGUCUGGGCACAGGCACCGUGAUGAGCAUCGUCCUGGCCCUUGCGCUCCUGGCUGUGCUGAUAGUCAUGUGCGGCCCUCUCGCCUACAAGAAGCUGGUGAAGAAAUUCCGCCAGAAGAAGCAGCGCCAGUGGAUUGGCCCAACGGGAAUGAACCAGAACGUGUCUUUCCACCGCGACCACGGGGCCACGGUCCGCCGGUCCCAGGUUGAGAGCCCCACAGCCGCGCACGUGGAGAAUGAGUACAGUCAGCCCCCCAGGAACUCCCACCUCUCUGCCUAUCCAGCCCUGGAAGGGGCCCUGCAUCGAGCCUCCGCCCCACCUGACAACUCCUCUGACAGCGACUACGACCUGCACGGGGCUCAGAGGCUGUAAGGUGAGCGAGCCCCGCACCCAGGGUCCCGGUACCCAGGGACAAGCGCCGGCGCUGGGCUCCCAGCUCCUGCCACCCCGCUGUCCGUGAACGGGACUCCGCGCCUGGACUGGUGGAAGGGAGA
Molecule: messenger RNA, 1562 nt
Organism: Miniopterus natalensis
Lineage: Eukaryota; Metazoa; Chordata; Mammalia; Chiroptera; Miniopteridae
Source: RefSeq, a predicted model, not a curated record